AAAAAUCACGGGGCCUUUUUGGAUUGUAAAUAAAUAACUAAGAAUUAUGUCUUAUCCUAUUGAUUUAUCAAUAACUGGAAAGCCUUCACCUCGCACUGAACAUCCAGGUAGUGGUGGAAGAAAAAGAACACCCUUAAAUGAAAAUAAAUCUCGAAAUCAAAAAUCAAGUAUUUUUGGAGAGGAAUGUAACAAUAGAGCUCCAGAUCACAGAAAAUUAAAAUCCGACAACAAAAAAGGUACCUCUGAGGUUGGAGUAAUAACUAAAUCUGAGCUAGAAACAAUAAAACAUUUAACAUCUCGUGGAAACAGUGACGGUGUUGAGAUAGGUCAGGUGAAGAUAAGCUCUUCAAGGAAAACAGCACCAAAAGGUGUACCUCAGCUCUCAUUGGAUGAUGUUGUAGGGAAAGAAGAUGAUUUGCGCUUUUCAAAACUUCCACAAAAAACACCUCAGUUAGAUUCACCAACAUCAAAUGACACAUACAGUUGGGGAACUCCAUUGAACAAUGUGCAGGGUGUAAAAGGUGGAGGAUGGCAGGUAAAUCAAUCGAGAAAAGGGAAAAAACCAGUAUCAUCGCAAAGAAAGCAUGAAGAUGUACCCGAUUUAGAAUUAAAUUUAUCACAAACAAACGAAGGACUUGCCCAGUUGAGAAAAGCAGCAAAGAAGGCAAGUGAGGACAUCCAGUUUGAGUAUCUUGGAGCAGAUAAAAAGAAAUUAGAAGCGCUAAAGAAACUAGGCCAUGGUAGAAAACUUCAAUUUGUCGACCAAACUGUUUUGCUUGAUCAGUUGGAUAAUGUUCAUGUAACCGAAGAAAAGCCUGCUUCACCCAAACCACAAUUUGGAGUUCACGACAGAUUCGACUCUAGAACGAAGCGACAUAGAGAUCUCCACAGCACUAGCACUACACAUUUUGGUAAUUCUGAAGUCGAUCUAUCGAAAAGGUUGCAGUUUGGAGCCCGUGUAUUGUCACUGAAUGGGCACGAUGCUAGACGGGAAAUUAAUGGUUUUUAUUUUUUAAAUGAUAAAACGAUAACUAUGUAUGAAUUUCGACAGUUUGGAACAAGAUCAAAUGCUUUACCCUUCAUUCAACGGGGCAAUUACGUUCAUUUGCAUGGACCUAGAAAGGGCAAAGCUUACAGCAUUUUGGAUAUUUCUGUUGGAAAAGAUUUAGCGUUUGUCACAGAGCACCAAUCAAGUCUUCCUGAUACUUUAAAGACAAAACAGACUGCAUCAUUUCGUAUUACUGAAGUUGAUGAAGAGAAUAAAAAUAAGCUGUUAUACGAUGGAUGUAAAACAUUGAAAGACAGAGCUCUUGUAGAUGAUAUGAUACGAACGUAUAAACAGGAAGAAAUGAGUGAAACUAUCACGUUGUUGACAAAUAUACAAGAUAAUAUUCGAAAAUUGUUGAAAUCACGUGGUGCGAAAACAAUGACGAGUCUACAUAACCAUUUCAAAAAGAUUGAUCGUUCUGGAGAUGGCUUGUUAAGUAAAGAAGAACUACAAGCAGCUUUAAAGCAAUUUCGCAUUAAUAUUCAAAACCAGGAUUUUGAAAAGGUUUGGGAUAUUGUUGACCGAAACAAAGAUGGUGUCCUCGACUACGGUGAAUUCGUUCGCGGUUUUUUCGGAGAGAUGACAGAAGUGAGAAAGAGAUGGGUUCAAAAAGCGUUCACGCGACUCGAUCCAAAUAAAUCAGGCAGUGCUCAAAUCGAUGAUUUGAGGAAGUUUUUUUGCGCAUCAAGACAUCCAGACGUUGUAAAAGGUCAGAAAAAAGGUUCAGAAGUGGUCGAGGAAAUAGUUGACAUUUUUAAGUCGACGAGAAAUAAGCGAGAAUUUCCUUAUUCGGAAUUUGAGGCGUAUUAUGAAGGUGUUAGUAUGGGCGUUGCAUUAGACGAUGAAUUUGUUAAUCUUGUCCGGUCAAGUUGGACGGUGUAGAGUAAUGGCUGCUGCUGGUCAGCGUUUUAAUAUUGUAUAUUUUGUUUAUAAAAUAAUCACCUACCGUAAAAAAAAUUUUUGUAAAUGUUAAAAAAUCCCUAUCAACAAGUACACCUCCAAUCCCUUGCUCCAGGCUCUUAAAAAAAGGGGUAAAAAAACUAAGUUUGCAACCUGCACGUAUGUCAUUACUGUUUUGAUACAGAUUUUUCUUUUCUCGUUCUCCUGGAUGUGGAAGCAAGCAAAGAUAACGGAAUUUUUGCACUUACAACUUUAUAAGAUAAAUCGACAGGAAUUCGCCCGUCGCAACUACAAAAAGUGAAUGAUACAAAUAUAUCAUUUGCUUUUUCGUGUAUCCGUACUACGGGUUCUUUUUCUCGCGCACUUCUGUACGGGUAUUAAUAGUAAGGAUACAUAGUACGAGUUUGGUUUAAAUAUUUUUAUAAGAUAUAAAUCUGUAUAUCACAUGAGAGUCCAAACAUAGCGCUUCUUACCGCUCACAGAAAUUUGAUUUGAAAUAAUUUUUGUGUAAGUGGUUACGUUAUUACUAUUGACACUCUUAAAAAUCAAUACUUAAGAAAUUCGAAGAAGGAAUAUACAGUCUGUUAUAAAAUUGUUAUGUUACUUUUAUAUAACUAUAAAGAAAUGACGAAAUUGAUGUGCUUUUAAAACAGCCAUAAAACUAAUAGUUCAUGCCAUCAUAGACUAUAACGACUGAACGGGAGGUAUAAAAAUUUAAAUGGCUAUACAAAUUUUAUUUAGCUGUUAAAAUUUCAUUAUUGAGAAUAGAAAUACAUAACUUUUAAUCGAACAAUAAAAUGUCGAAUAAAGCUACAAAAUAUUUACGUGAAUGAUCAAAAUUCUGAUGGAUUAUGUAGUUUAUGACAUUUUUUCCCGGUAAGUAUGCUUUGUUAUUUUAGUGCGAUUUCAAGACUGUACUGAAUUUUCAAUAGCAGUUACCAAAGUAGUACCUAAACUACUAAUUUUGUUGACCUCAUUUGUAUCAAUCUUUGCACGUGUUAUUUUUUACGCAUCAAAUCUUUUAUGCAUUUUAACACGAGCGCCAUAUUUUUAAAUAAAUAAAAUUAAAAAGUUUCCUUCACAAAAAAAAUUUGAACGCCUAAUUUAUUGCGGAAACAAACAAAUGGCCGUUUUAUACUUUAUCAUCGCGUCAAAACUUAAACUCGCUUAGUUCAAACAAUCUUCCGUUGCAGUGCGCAGGUUUUGCAACGAAAUAUUUCAUAUAUCAAUAAAUUAAUAAGUUCCUCAAAAUUGCACAAAAGUAAGAAAUGCCUAAAAAUAUAUAUUUAUUUUUGACCUUUGUAAAUUUAAAAAAAACUCAGGGCCUAUGCUUAAAAAUCUGUGAGUUAGGCUGAAGUUUAGAAAAAAAAAUUAAAUUAUUUUUUGCAACUUUGAACACUUCGCUACAAAAACAUUUUACUUCUCAGAUGGAGUUUAUUUAUCGGAGGGUAUUUAUUAUAGUAUAGUAUAUGUUAAACUAUCUACCUACAGAACAGGAAUAAAGAUUAAAACCUUUUAAGAAAAAAAGCAUGAUUAUAAAUUUUGUAAAAUAUAAAACAACGCGAACACGCACUGUGAAACCAAUAUUUCAAUCAGGCUCAAAUCACGCACUCGAUCACAGACAUUCAAUUUUAAAAUCACUGAUUUUUAAUCCGCCAAAGCUUAUCUGACGAUUUUUUUAACGUAAAUAGUUCACUUGAAUAAAUUACAUUUUUUCGUUUCCCUAUUUGAUCCACGCGCCUUUGUCUAAUAAGUUCCCUCCUCUAGCAGUUGAAAUUCAUAAUAAAUAACAAGAGUCCAGAGCGCUUUCACAUACGGCACAGAUGGUUUAUCAGGGCUCGUAAAAGAAAAAAAAAAGAAAAUAAUAAUUUAAUAUAUUUAUUUCUCCAGCGAAGAAAUUGUUUCCUAUUUACAAGAAUCACAAUAUAAUUUCUAAUUUCUUUAAUUAUCCCUAGCUAGCAAAAAUUAUGGAACUAUCUAAAAUGCGAACAACUUGAGCUAGUUUUCACUUUCCACUUCCACGAAAAACAGUCGAAUUGAUCGGAGAAAGCCAUCAA
This is a messenger RNA of Hydractinia symbiolongicarpus, 4005 nucleotides long. Its product is annotated as calcyphosin-2-like. Bases 47 to 1930 code for a protein of 627 amino acids. Gene Ontology annotation, molecular function: calcium ion binding. The record is from RefSeq and is a predicted model, not a curated record. The transcript is spliced from 16 exons. NCBI's taxonomy places the organism in Eukaryota, Metazoa, Cnidaria, Hydrozoa, Anthoathecata, Hydractiniidae.